GUAUUGUAAUUGUUUCUUUCUAUCUCCCUGAAAUAACUCUCAGAACUUCUCACUCACAAUGACACUGCAAAAACUUUCUCUUUCUCUCUCUGAGCUCUUCAAGGUGUAUUGCUGUUGAAUGUGUUGAAAGUGUUGAAAGAAGCUUAGCUCAGUGUACAAUCGAAGAACAAGCUUCAAGAAUCGUUCUUCAAACUCAAUCAUACACAGAUCUUGAACGAUCCAUUGAAUUCAGAAAAAUAGCGUUCGAGUUUGAAGCGUUCUUGGAGGCCUGUAAUUGGAUUUCGAGUGAGGCUUUUUUAGUGAUAUGAUAGCUCAGGAAGCUAAUGGAGGAAAGCAUCAAUAGAGGGGAAUUUCAGCCUAAUUUGGCUAAACAGACUUCAUUGAGGUUAGGUGGAAGUUUGAAAUCAACGUUAUCUGGAAGAUCAAGUCCGAGAAAUUCGCCGACAUUUCGGAGACUGAAUUCUGGCCGCACACCAAGAAGAGAUGGAAGGAGCAGUUUAGGCGGGGCACUGUGGUUUCGGAGCAAUCGUUUACUUUUUUGGUUGCUUCUAAUUACCCUCUGGGCUUAUCUUGGAUUUUUCGUUCAGUCCAGGUGGGCUCAUAGUGAUAAGAAGGAGGAAUUUUCUGGCUUUGGAACAGGGCCGCGAAAUACUGGCUCAGACGCAGAACAGGUUCAGCGCCGCGAUUUGCGUGCCAGUGAUAAUUCAUUGUCUGCUAAUAAUGAGACUGAUACAAGUAUAGCAGGGGCUAGUAAAACCAUAAAUGUAGCUUUGGCCAAGAAAGGCAAUGAUGUUCCGUCCAAUCGUAAAACGAGCUCAAAGAAGAGGAGCAGGAGAAGACGUGCUUCGAAAGGUAAAUCAAGUGGUAAGCUGAAACAAACUACAGAAGUUAAGAACUCUGAUAUAGAGGAACAGGAGCCAGAAAUUCCUACAGCCAAUAAUACGUAUGGAGUUCUUGUUGGUCCGUUUGGCCCAGUGGAGGAUAGGGUUCUGGAAUGGAGUCCAGAGAAACGUUCUGGGACCUGUAACAGGAAGGAGGACUUUGCACGUCUGGUUUGGUCCAGAAGAUUUAUCUUGAUAUUUCACGAGCUUUCCAUGACUGGAGCUCCACUUUCAAUGAUGGAGUUGGCGACAGAACUUUUGAGCUGUGGAGCUACGGUUUCAGCUGUUGUGCUUAGCAAGAAAGGUGGUUUGAUGUCAGAGCUUACUAGGAGACGGAUCAAGGUGGUUGAGGACAAAGCUGAUCUCAGCUUCAAAACUGCAAUGAAGGCCGAUCUUGUCAUUGCUGGUUCGGCUGUCUGUGCAUCAUGGAUUGAACAAUAUAUCGAACAUUUCCCUGCUGGUGCAAGCCAAGUUGCAUGGUGGAUUAUGGAAAAUCGUCGAGAGUACUUUGAUCGUUCCAAAGAUGUAUUGGACAGAGUAAAGAUGUUGGUUUUUCUUUCUGAAUCACAAUCUAAACAGUGGCAAAAAUGGUGUGAAGAGGAAAAGAUAAAACUUAGAUCCUACCCUGAAGUUGUUCCAUUGUCUGUUAAUGAUGAACUGGCGUUUGUAGCUGGUAUUCCUUCAACACUUAACACUCCAUCCUUUAGUACUGAGAAAAUGAUGGAGAAACGGCAGUUAUUGCGAGAAUCAGUGCGAAAAGAAAUUGGCCUAACUGAUAAUGACAUGCUUGUGAUAUCACUUAGUAGCAUCAACCCUGGGAAGGGCCAGCUAUUGCUUCUUGAGUCAGUAAGCUCAGUACUUGAACAAGGAUUGUUGCAAGAUGAUAAGAAAAUGAAAAAGGUAUCAACUAUGAAGGAAGGCAUAUCUACCAUGGCUAGAAAGCAUCGCAAUAGAAAAUUGUUACCGAUGUUGAAGAAUGGCAAAGUAGCUUCCAAUGAUAUCUUAAGCAGGAGGAAACAAGUUUUGCCUAAUGACAAAGGAACAAUUCAACAAUCAAUCAAGCUUCUUAUUGGUUCUGUUGGAUCAAAGAGCAACAAGGCGGAUUAUGUUAAAAGCCUUCUAAAUUUCUUAGAACAGCAUCCAAACACCUCAAAAUCAAUUUUUUGGACUCCGGCCACAACUCGGGUUGCCUCACUUUACUCUGCCGCUGAUGUUUAUGUUAUAAACUCUCAGGGGCUGGGAGAAACAUUUGGACGUGUGACUAUAGAAGCCAUGGCGUUUGGUCUUCCGGUUCUUGGAACUGAAGCUGGGGGAACACAAGAGAUUGUUGAGCACAAUGUUACAGGUCUUGUUCAUCCUGUUGGACAUCCAGGGAAUCUUGUUCUCGCACAGAAUCUGCGGUUUUUACUCAAAAACCAGUUGGCAAGGAAGCAAAUGGGGGUGGAAGGAAGAAAGAAGGUGCAGCGAAUGUAUUUGAAGCAACACAUGUAUAAGAAAUUUGUAGAGGUUAUUGUUAGGUGCAUGAGAAGCAAAUAAGUGAAAGACGUAACUGCUUGGUACUUGCAAUGCAAUACUCCCAUUCUUUUAUUAGAUUGCACAAACCCUAUUCAGUCCAAUUUAUGGGAAAGAUUACCAGCUUUUGUGCUUUA
Molecule: messenger RNA, 2530 nt
Organism: Vigna unguiculata (cowpea)
Lineage: Eukaryota; Viridiplantae; Streptophyta; Magnoliopsida; Fabales; Fabaceae
Product: UDP-Glycosyltransferase superfamily protein
Molecular function (GO): glycosyltransferase activity
Source: RefSeq, a predicted model, not a curated record